AGAGGCAGAGAGGCAGAGAGGCAGAGCGGCAGAGAGGCAGAGAGGCAGAGAGGCAGACAGGCAGAGCGGCAGAGCGGCAGAGAGGCAGAGCGGCAGAGCGGCAGAGAGGCAGAGAGGCAGAGAAGCAGGGAGGCAGAGAGGCAGAGAGGCAGAGCGGCAGAGCAGCAGAGAGGCAGAGAGGCGAGAGGCAGAGAGGCAGAGAGGCAGAGCGGCAGGGAGGCAAAGAGGCAGAGAGGCAGAGAGGAAGAGAGGAAGAGAGAAGAGAGGCAGAGAGGCAGAGAGGCAGAGAAGAGAGGCAGAGAGGCAGAGCGGGCAGAGAGGCAGAGAGGCAGAGAGGCAGAGAGGCAGAGAGGCAGAGAGGCAGAGAGGCAGAGAGGCAGAGAGGCAGAGAGGCAGAGAGGCAGAGGGGCAGAGAGGCAGAGAGGCAGAGAGGCAGAGAGGCAGAGAGGCAGAGAGGCAGAGAGGCAGAGAGGCAGAGAAGCAGGGAGGCAGAGAGGAAGAGAGGAAGAGAGGAAGAGAGGCAGAGAGGCAGAGAGGCAGAGAGGCAGAGAGGCAGAGAGGCAGAGAGGCAGAGAGGCAGAGAGGCAGAGAGGCAGAGAGGAAGAGAGGAAGAGAGGCAGAGAGGCAGAGAGGCAGAGAGGCAGAGAGGCAGAGAGGCAGACAGGCAGGGAGGCAGAGAGGCAGGGAGGCAGAGAGGCAGAGAGGCAGAGAGGCAGAGAGGAAGAUAGGAAGUGAGGAAGAGAGGCAGAGAGGAAGAGAGGAGAAGAGGCAGAGAGGCAGAGAGGCAGAGAGGCAGAGAGGCAGAGACGCAGAGAGGCAGAGAGGCAGUGAGGCAGAGAGGCAGAGAGGCAGAAAGGCAGGGAGGCAGAGAGGAAGAGAGGAAGAGAGGAAGAGAGGCAGAGAGGCAGAGAGGCUGAGAGGCAGAGAGGCAGAGAGGCAGAGAGGCAGAGAGGCAGAGAGGCAGAGAGGCAGAGAGGAAGAGAGGAAGAGAGGCAGAGAGGCAGAGAGGCAGAGAGGCAGAGAGGCAGAGAAGAGAGCGAAGGCAGGGAGGCAGAGGAAGAGGCAGGAGGCAGAGAGGCAGAGAGGCAGAGAAGGAGAAGAGAAGGAAGAGAGGAAGAGAGGCAGAGAGGCAGAGAGACAGAGAGGAAGAGAGGAGAAGAGGCAGAGAGGCAGAGAGGCAGAGAGGCAGAGAGGCAGAGAGGCAGGGAGGCAGAGAGGAAGAGAGAAGAGAGGCAGAGAGGCAGAGAGCAAGAGAGGCAGAGAGGCAGAGAGGCAGAGAGGCAGAGAGGCAGAGAGGCAAGAGAGGCAGAGAGGCAGAGAGGCAGAGAGGAGAGAGGCAGAGAGGCAGAGAGGCAGAGAGGCAGAGAGGCAGAGAGGCAGAGAGGCAGAGAGGCAGAGAGGCAGAGAGGCAGAGAGGCAGAGAGGCAGAGAGGCAGAGAGGCAGAGAGGCAGAGAGGCAGAGAGGCAAAGAGGCAGAGAGGCAGAGAGGCAGAGAGGCAGAGAGGCAGAGAGGCAGAGAGGCAGAGAGGCAGAGAGGCAGAGAGGCAGAGAGGCAGAGAGGCAAGAGAGGAAGAGAAAGGCAGAGAGAGAGAGGCAGAGAGGCAGAGAGGCAGAGAGGCAGAGAGGCAGAGAGGCAGAGCGGCAGGGAGGAGGCAGAGAGGAAGAGAGGCAGAGAGGCAGAGAGGUGGGAGGCAGAGAGGCAGAGAGGCAGAGAGGCAGAGAGGCAGAGAGGCAGAGAGGCAGAGAGGCAGAGAGGCAGAGAGGCAGAGAGGCAGAGAGGCAGAGAGGCAGAGAGGCAGAGAGCGAGAGGCAGAGAGGCAGAGAGGCAGAGAGGCAGAGAGGCAGAGAGGCAGAGAGGCAGAGAGGCAGAGAGGCAGAGAGGCAGGGAGGCAAAGAGGCAGAGGAGGCAGGAGGCAGAGAGGCAGAGAGGCAGAGAGGCAGAGAGGCAGAGAGGCAGAGAGGCAGAGAGGCAGAGAGGCGAGAGGCAGAGAGGCAGAGAGGCAGAGAGGGAGAGCGGCAGGAGGCAGAGAGGCAGAGAGGCAGAGAGGAAGAGAGGAAGAGAGGAAAGAGAGGGAGGGAGGCAGAGAGGCAGAGAGGCAGAGAGGCAGAGGGCAGAGAGGCAGAGAGGCAGAGAGGCAGAGAGGCAGAGAGGCAGAGCGGCAGGGAGCAGAGAGGCAGAGAGGCAGAGAGGCAGAGGCAGAGAGGAGAGAGGCAGAGAGGCAGAGAGGCAGAGAGGCAGAGCGGCAGAGAGGCAGAGCGGCAGAGAGCAGAGCGGCAGAGCAGCAGAGAGGAAGAGAGGAAGAGAGGAAGAGAGGCAGAGAGAGAGGCAGAGAGGAAGAGAGGAAGACAGGAAGAGAGGCAGAGAGGCAGAGAGGCAGAGAGGCAGAGCGGCAGAGCGGCAGAGAGGCAGAGAGGCAGAGAGGCAGAGAGGCAGAGCGGCAGGGAGGCAGGGAGGCACAGAGGCAGAGAGGAAGAGAGGAAGAGAGGAAGAGAGGCAGAGAGGAGAAGAGGCAGAGAGGCAGAGAGGCAGAGAGGCAGAGAGGCAGAGAGGCAGAGAGGCAGAAAGGCAGGGAGGCAGAGAGGAAGAGAGGAAGAGAGGAAGAGAGGCAGAGAGGCAGGGAGGCUGAGAGGCAGAGAGGCAGAGAGGCAGAGAGGCAGAGGGGCAGAGAGGCAGAGAGGCAGAGAGGAAGAGAGGAAGAGAGGCAGAGAGGCAGAGAGGCAGAGAGGCAGAGAGGCAGAGAGGCAGAGAGGCAGUGAGGAAGAGAGGAAGAGAGGAAGAGAGGCAGAGAGGCAGAGAGACAGAGAGGAAGAGAGGAGAAGAGGCAGAGAGGCAGAGGCAGAGAGGCAGAGAGGGAGAGGCAGAGAGGCAGGGAGGCAGAGAGGAAGAGAGGAAGAGAGGAAGAGAGGCAGAGAGCAGAGAGGCAGAGAGUCAGAGUGGCAGAGAGGCAGAGAGGCAGAGAGGCAGAGAGGCAGAGAGGCAGAGAGGCAGAGAGGCAGAGAGGCAGAGAGGCAGAGAGGCAGAGAGGCAGAGAGGCAGAGAGGCAGAGAGGCAGAGAGGCAGAGAGGCAGAGAGGCAGAGAGGCAGAGAGGCAGAGAGGCAUGGAGACAGAGAGGAAGAGAGGAAGAGAGGCAGAGAGGCAGAGAGGCAGAGAGGCAGAGAGGCAGAGAGGCAGAGAGGCAGAGAGGCAGAGAGGAAGAGAGGAAGAGAGGCAGAGAGGCAGAGAGGCAGAGAGGCAGAGAGGCAGAGAGGCAGAGAGGCAGAGAGGCAGAGCGGCAGGGAGGCAGAGAGGCAGAGAGGCAGAGAGGAAGAGAGGAAGAGAGGAAGAGAGGAAGAGAGGCAGAGAGGCAGAGAGGAAGAGAGGAGAAGAGGCUGAGAGGCAGAGAGGCAGAGAGGCAGAGAGGCAGAGAGUGAAAGAAAAAUUAGAACAGUGA
This is a messenger RNA of Closterium sp. NIES-67, 3432 nucleotides long. Lineage: Eukaryota; Viridiplantae; Streptophyta; Zygnematophyceae; Desmidiales; Closteriaceae. The record is from the annotation of a GenBank genome assembly.